Molecule: messenger RNA, 3068 nt
Organism: Quercus lobata
Lineage: Eukaryota; Viridiplantae; Streptophyta; Magnoliopsida; Fagales; Fagaceae
Product: probable LRR receptor-like serine/threonine-protein kinase At3g47570
Exons: 3
Coding region: 98-2998 (966 amino acids)
Biological process (GO): protein phosphorylation
Molecular function (GO): protein kinase activity; ATP binding; protein binding
Source: RefSeq, a predicted model, not a curated record
CAACAACAGUGGAUAUCUCCAUUUAUAAAAACAUCAUCCAGCCACACUUGUUUGAUACAAUAGUUGGCCUCACAUAUCAACCGACAGAUAGAAGCUCAUGGAGAUUUCUUCCAUUUUCGUCUUUUUUGUGUUGUUGUUGGUACACUGUUUAAUGGCUAGCACAGCUAUGGCAGUAAGGACCAACAUCACCACAGACCAAUCAGCUAUCCUUGCUCUCAAAGACCAUAUCACUGAUGACCCUUACAAAACCUUGGCAAGCAAUUGGUCUUCCUCUACCUCUGUUUGCAACUGGAUUGGGAUCACUUGUGGUGCCAAACACCAUAGAGUCACUGCCUUGAAUCUUUCUCACAUGGGUCUUUCAGGAACCAUUGCUCCACAAGUGGGAAAACUAACAUUCUUGUCUCAUUUAUCCUUCAGAAACAACAAUUUUCAUGGUUCUCUGCCCAACGAGUUAGCUUCCUUGCGUCGGUUGGAAGUUGUCAGCUUUGGAUUGAACAACUUUUCUGGAAUGUUACCAUCAUGGCUUGGGUUCUUUCCUAAACUUCAAGUGUUGUAUGCUUAUACGAACAGUUUUGAAGGUAAUAUUCCAGAAUCUCUAGGCAACAUAUCGUCACUGAAAGUACUUCAUCUCAGCGACAACAAUCUUUCAGGUGAAAUACCACUUGAGAUUGGCGCACUUCAAAAUCUGACAGAAGUAACUUUAGCUAAUAACAGCUUAGCUGAUCACAUCCCAGAUGCAAUCUUCAAUAGCUCAAAGAUUGAAGUCAUUAGUUUAUACAUGAACCAGCUCUCAGGCCAUCUUCCACCAAGUAUAGGCAAUUGGCUUCCAAAUCUUAAGGUGCUAUACCUAUGGGGCAAUGAACUAGAGGGAAUAAUCCCCAGUUCUAUCUCAAAUGCUUCUACGCUCGUUGAACUUGAGUUGGGUGCAAACAAUUUCUCUGGCUCUAUUCCUAAUACUUUAGGAAAUUUAAGGCAUCUGGAGAGACUCAACUUAGUCAACAAUUAUUUGACUAGCAACUCUUCAAAUCUAGAAUUGAGUUUUCUUUCAUCGUUGACAAACUGCGUAAAUUUGACAAGUAUAGUGGUAGCAGAAAACCCACUGAAUGGAACCCUUCCAAUUUCCAUAGGAAAUUUCUCUACUUCUUUGGAAGAAUUUGUAGCAUUUAAUUGCAACAUUAAGGGCAUUAUUCCAAGAGAGAUUGGUAAUCUAAGCAACUUGAUGACCUUAGACCUAAAAAACAAUGAAUUGGUUGGACCAAUUCCAUUUACAGUUGGAGGAAUGAGAAACCUCCAAGGUUUGAAUCUUCAACACAAUAGAUUGCAAAGAUCUAUACCAAAUGGUAUUUGUCAGUUGAGGAACCUGGAUGAAUUAUUUUUAAACCAUAAUAAGCUCUUUGGACCAAUACCAACAUGUUGGGGAAGUCUUUCUAAACUUCAAAAGUUGUACUUGAAUUCCAACAAGCUGACUUCCAUACCCCCAUCGUUUUGGAGUCUAACAGACAUACUGCAAAUAAACUUGUCCUCUAAUUCUUUAAGUGGCUAUCUGCCAUUAGAUGUUGGGAAAUUGGAGCAUGUAACACAAAUGGACCUAUCAUGGAAUAAACUAUCAGGUGACAUCCAUGCUAUUAGAGGCCUAUGUUCUUUGGUAAGCCUAUCCUUAGCUCAUAACAAAUUCCGGGGUCCUAUUCCUCAAUCAUUUGGUAUGUUGAUAAGCAUGGAACACUUGGAUCUCUCUGAUAACAACUUCUCAGCAGAUAUUCCCAAGUCUCUAAUGAAACUCAAAUGCCUUAAAUAUUUCAAUGUGUCUUUCAAUAGAUUGCAAGGUGAAAUUCCAUUUGGGGGUGCUAUUGCUCAAUUCUCAGCUUCAUCAUUCAUGGGAAAUCAAGCAUUAUGUGGUCCACCUCAACUUAAAGUUCCACCCUGUGAAACAAGUAAUGCUGGACAAUCAACCACUGCAGUUAUAUUUAGGUAUAUAUUACCGGCAAUGAUUGCAACAAUACUAGCAUUAUUCCUCAUAUUUGCUCUGCUGAGAUGCCAAAAGAGAGACGCAAAACAUAAUGGUCAAGGAGAUUUGUUAACUUUAGCAACAUGGAGAAGAAUAACAUAUCUAGAACUUGAACAAGCAACAGGUGGAUUUAGCGAAAGUAACUUAGUUGGGAAAGGGAGUUUUGGCUCGGUGUACAGAGGGAUGCUUUCAGAUGGGACUAGUAUUGCCGUAAAGGUUUUUAAUUUGAAUAUAGAAGGAGGGUUCAGGAGUUUUAAAGCUGAAUGUGAUGUAUUGUGCAGUAUUCGCCAUCGUAAUCUUGUGAAAAUCAUCAGUAGUUGUAGUAGGAUUGAUUUUAAAGCCUUGGUGCUAGAGUACAUGCCCAAAGGGAGACUUAAGAAGUGGUUGUACUCUCAUAACCACUUCUUGGAUAUGAUAGAAAGAUUGAACAUGAUGAUAGAUGUUGCAUCAUCAUUGGAGUAUCUCCAUCAUGGUUGUCCUUUACCUGUUGUUCAUUGUGAUUUGAAGCCCAACAAUAUUCUCCUAAACAAAGAUAUGGUUGCACAUGUGAGUGACUUUGACAUUUCAAAAUUCUUAGACAAUGAAGAAUCUAUAACACAAACCAUGACAUUGGCCACCAUUGGUUACAUGGCACCAGAGUAUGGAUCACAAGGGAACAUUUCCACACGUGGCGAUGUGUAUAGUUAUGGCAUUUUGUUGAUGGAAACAUUCACAAGAAAGAGUCCCACAGAUGAAAUGUUUACAGAAGAAAUGAGCCUAAAAGAUUGGGUUAAACAGUCAAUACCCCUUUCAGUAAUUGAAGUUAUAGAUGCUAAUUUGUUGAAGAGAGGUGAAGAGAAUUUUAAUGCUAAGCUGGAUUGUACAUUGUCUAUUAUGCAAUUGGCUAUGGAUUGUUCAACAGAGGUACCUGAAGAGAGGUCAAACAUGAAAGAUGUGGUAACAAUACUCAAGAACAUCAAAUUGAAGUUUCUAAAGGAUGUUGGAGAAGAUUGAGAAUAUAAAAUUUGUUUGUAGUUUUUCCAUGUUUGUGCGCUUGACUGAUUAUUUUUUGUAGAUUAUGCUA